CAUGUAAGGCCCUCAAUGCUCCACGUCAUUCCUAAACCCAAUAGCAAUCCAACUCCAAUGCCUUAUCAAAAAGGCCACAAACCCCAAAACUAAAAGGGAGAACUUUGUCAUCCCCUAACCCCCAAAAGCUGUGUGUUUUUUUCUUUCUUUUCUCUCUGUAACUUUCUUCUCUUCUGUGAAUCAAUGGCGAAAAAAGAAAUGGAAGUGGUGAAGGGUCUUGACCUGAAGCGAUAUAUGGGUCGGUGGUACGAAAUAGCUUCAUUCCCAUCUAUGUUUCAGCCAAAGAAUGGAGUGAAUACAAGGGCUACAUACACUCUCAGAGAGGAUGGUACUGUGAAUGUGCUGAAUGAGACUUGGAGUGAUGGUAAAAGGGGCUCUAUAGAAGGUUCUGCCUAUAAGGCCGAUCCUUCUAGUGAUGAGGCCAAGCUCAAAGUGAAAUUCUAUGUUCCUCCAUUCUUGCCCAUCAUCCCUGUCACUGGGGAUUACUGGGUUUUGUAUAUUGAUGAUGAAUAUCAAUAUGCUGUGGUUGGCCAGCCUAGCAGGAGAUAUCUUUGGAUAUUAAGCAGGUAUAACCAUAUAGAUGAUGAGACAUACAAUCAGCUUGUUCGGAAAGCCGAAAAUCAAGGCUAUGAUGUGAGCAAACUCCACAAGACACCACAAACUGAUCCUCCUCCAGAAGGAGAAGGUCCCAAGGACACCAAGGGCAUUUGGUGGAUCAAAUCCAUUCUGGGAAAGUAGUGGGGAAAAAAAAAAUGAAAAUACUAUCAACGUAAUAGGGAUGGAGUGUAGCUAGAAUAAAAGAACAGUAUAACCCCUUUGGAGCAUGUCAAGAGUAUGAAUAUUGAGUGUGUUCAAUGUUCUUGUAUAGUGUGAGAUAGUGGUGUUAUUUUUAUUAGCAUGAGAUGGUAGUGUUACUUUUCUGUGAAUUUGUUAUGCUUUGAAAUCCGAUCAUAAUUUCUGGAUAA
Messenger RNA from Ziziphus jujuba (common jujube), 965 nucleotides. Its product is annotated as temperature-induced lipocalin-1. The transcript is spliced from 2 exons. The record is from RefSeq and is a predicted model, not a curated record. Lineage: Eukaryota; Viridiplantae; Streptophyta; Magnoliopsida; Rosales; Rhamnaceae. Bases 184 to 738 code for a protein of 184 amino acids.